This is a messenger RNA of Rhinichthys klamathensis goyatoka, 1391 nucleotides long. It is a transcript of the gene smndc1, whose product is annotated as survival motor neuron domain containing 1. Gene Ontology annotation, molecular function: RNA binding. Gene Ontology annotation, cellular component: nucleus; precatalytic spliceosome; cytoplasm. Bases 161 to 874 code for a protein of 237 amino acids. Gene Ontology annotation, biological process: mRNA processing; regulation of alternative mRNA splicing, via spliceosome. NCBI's taxonomy places the organism in Eukaryota, Metazoa, Chordata, Actinopteri, Cypriniformes, Leuciscidae. The transcript is spliced from 6 exons. The record is from RefSeq and is a predicted model, not a curated record.
GGCGUCACAUCCGGGAAAAGGUCGAAAAAACGAUACCACGAAGAGAUACAAACGUAGAAGGAACGGCCGUCUUUUGCGCGAAAAUAUCAUCGUACAUGGGACACCGAACACAUUAAUUAAACACUUUUUCAUAUAAUUGUUAUAUUGGGAAUAUUUAAAGAUGUCUGAAGAGUUGGUAAAGCAGUUGAGCAAUUAUAAAGCUCAGCUGCAGCAGGUGGAGGCGGCACUCUCUACAGAUCCAGACAAUGAAGAUCUGCGUAAACUGCAGAAGGAUCUCCAGGAGGUGAUUGAGUUGACUAAAGACCUGUUGACAUCACAGCCUGUGGAGGGUACGACCAGUACAAAAAGCUCAGAGACAGUCGCUCCCACUCACAGCUGGAGGGUCGGAGACCAUUGCAUGGCCACCUGGAGCCAGGACGGACAGUUGUAUGAGGCGGAAAUUGAAGAGAUUGACAGCGAGAAUGGCACGGCAGCCAUCACCUUCGCUGGCUACGGCAACGCAGAGGUGUUGCCACUUCAUGUGCUCAAAGAAGUGGAGGAGGGCAGGAGCAGGGAAGAGAAGGACGGAAAGCCCAAAUCCAAGAAAGAGCUGCUGGCAGAACAGAGGGAAUAUAAGAAGAAAAAAGCCCAGAAGAAGGUGCUGCGCAUGAAGGAGCUGGAGCAAGAGAGAGAAGUUCAGAAGUCCAAGUGGCAGCAGUUUAACAAUAAAGCCUAUUCAAAAAAUAAGAAAGGACAGGUGAAGAGGAGUAUAUUUGCAUCUCCAGAGAGUGUGAAUGGAAAGGUUGGCGUCGGCACGUGUGGUAUCGCAGAUAAACCCAUGACCCAGUACAAUGACACUUCAAAGUAUAAUGUCAGGCACCUAAUGCCCCAGUGAUCUCCCUUGUGUCUGUGACCAUCUGUAAUCAUCCACCAUAAAAAAUGAAACGAACUGAAACCCACUUAGAAGUCAUAAACAAAUCGGAUUGGACAUGAUAUGAAUAUAGUAACACAUUUCCCCCUUGUUUUAUUUGCAGUAAUAGUGGGUAUUUAGUCUGUGGAUGUUGGAGCUGUUCUGUACUGAACGAGUCUCUGGAUGUUCAACAGUCCUCAGUGAAGGACAGCUCCUGGUUAGUUUUACUGGUUCUCCUCAUGCUCUCAGGUCGAGUCUCUGCACGAGCUGCUGAGGAUGGAAACUGCUCUAUAGUUUUUAUGAUGUGUUGAACAAAUGCAUAUGGAAAGCUCUGGCCGCCCUCAUACACCUUUGACUGGUGUUGUUGAACAGAUUAACAGAUUGUUUUGCUGUCUUCACCUCUGUGUCUAAUAAGCAUUCUACUGCAGGCCAUUUGUUGUUACAUUUGCUUUUCAGUUUUGUAUAUUUACAUAUUUGAGAGGAAUAAACAUUGAUUUCUUGA